Messenger RNA from Pieris napi, 2348 nucleotides. RefSeq names its product facilitated trehalose transporter Tret1-like. Gene Ontology annotation, biological process: transmembrane transport. Gene Ontology annotation, molecular function: transmembrane transporter activity. The coding region runs from base 217 to 1791 and encodes 524 amino acids. The transcript is spliced from 7 exons. NCBI's taxonomy places the organism in Eukaryota, Metazoa, Arthropoda, Insecta, Lepidoptera, Pieridae. Gene Ontology annotation, cellular component: membrane. The record is from RefSeq and is a predicted model, not a curated record.
ACGAAGCCGUUAGCCGACAGUCAACGCACCGCUUGCGAGCAGACGCGUCGUCUAGGUGUGAGACGCCCAACAUUGGCAAUCGAUCGCCAUAAUGCUUUUCAAGAACAAAAUAUCACAGUGAAAACUCUAUAUUUAUUUAUUUAUAGUCACCUGUAAUUUAGAAACUGUGUCGUGUCUAAGAACUGGUUUUUUAAAUCUCUCUAACUCAUUUCCAUUAUGAAGGAUAAAAGUAGUCGUGAUGGAGCCCACGAGGCUAUGCUGUCUCAGAACCAGACGCCAAAGGCCGUCAAAAGUAAAGAGACUAAGAGUUCUGAGGAAUAUGAAGCGCUGCAGAGUUUCCUUCGCAGCAUCAGCUCGACAGCUACAUUGCCGCCCUAUGUAAAGGGCGAGACGUACUCCUCUGUACGAGGAGUUUUUAACCAGUGCCUUAUAACGUGUGCAGUACUAAUAUUGGCCACGGGUGCGGGACACCCCAUCGGCUUCUCCGCUGUUGCCUUACCUCAGCUACGAAAUGAGACUUCUAUACUCCGGAUAGAUGAAGACAUGGGAUCGUGGAUUGCCAGUAUUCAUUCUGCAGCAACACCACUAGGCUCAAUGUUGUCGGGACCAAUAAUGGAGGCCAUAGGUAGACGACGGACGUUGCAAGCGUCCACAUUACCAAUAGUUAUUGGAUGGAUUCUCAUAGGGACAGCAUCUAAUCACGCACUUUUGCUUUUGGGACGAGUCGUUUGUGGAUUUGCUGUUGGUAUUAUGGCAGCACCUUCACAAGUAUACCUAGGAGAAAUAUCAGAGCCAAGACUGAGAGGCUUGCUAAUAGGAACUCCAUUUGUGGCAUAUUCCCUUGGAGUGCUUUAUGUUUAUGCCCUCGGGGGUGCCCUUCAAUGGAGACAAGUGGCCUAUCUCUCAAUACUACUACCUGUUUUAGCCUUCGUGGCUUUAUGCUUCUCACCAGAAAGUCCAACUUGGUUGGCGCGACGAGGGCGCUUCCAUGAGGCAAUGGCAGCCAUGUCAAGGCUAAGAGGAGACUCAGAUACGGCACAAAGAGAACUUCAUGAAUUAAUAUCGGCCCGGGAAAAAGAAAAGGCUCGAGGUGAGGAGACAAUACCUUUCUUCGAGACUGUACUACGUCCUCCAGUCUUGAAGCCGCUGUUGCUGAUCAAUGCUUUCAACAUGAUGCAAAUCCUCUCUGGCAGUUACGUGGUGAUAUUCUACGCGGUUGACAUCGUAAGGGACUCUGGAGGAUCUCUGAAUCCACAACUAGCUACCAUCGCAAGUGCCCUAGUCAGGACCGCAGUGACUGUUUUAGCGUGUGUGAUGCUACUUAAAGUAACAAGGAGAGCAUUGGUCCUGGUGUCAGGGAUUGGAGCAACUGCGUGUACCCUCAGUCUAGCCUUCCUCUUAUCUCAAGGACCGGGCAGCGGCGUGGUCCCUCCAGCCCUCAUUCUCGGAUUCGUGGCAUUUAACACCCUAGGUUUCUUCAUCUUACCAGGUCUUAUGAUCGGGGAACUGUUACCGACAAAGGUCCGUGGACUCUGCGGAGGUUACAUAUUCUGUCUUUUCAAUGCACUCCUCUUCGGCUUCACAAAACUUUACCCGGAUAUGAAAAACGUUAUAGGCAUGGCUGGAGUCUUCGGCUUGUUCGGAGCAUCGUCCGCAAUAGCCACAAUUGUACUCUUCCUAUUUCUUCCAGAGACAAAAGGAAAAUCCUUAAUACAAAUAGAACAGUAUUACCAAAAACCAAACAUUCUAUGGGUUACCAGAAAUAAAAUGGACAAUGGGCAGAGCAUCUAAUGUAGUAUUAAUAUUGUCGAGUACUUAAAUUCAAGGUCAUCCUAGACGGAUGUAUAUCACGCAUUUUUCCUACGCGGCUCUUGCGUAUUGAUGUUAUACAUUUCUAGAGAAAUUCCUUAUUACGUAAUUGUGAAAGAACAGUAGGCAAGAUAACUUGCUGAUAAAACAAGAAACAAGCAACUGUAUGUUUCAAAAAUUGUGUACUUAGUUUAUAUGGUUGUAUUUUGAGAUGCAUUUUUGUUUCGAAUACAUGUUUAUGUAAUUACAUCUCGAUUUUGAAAACGUUUAAUAUUUACAUGAAUUUUAGUUUAAUAUAGCUCUCUAGGUGAUUAAGAUGAAAUAAUACGAACCAUGAACCAUACUUCAUACGUUUUGUAUGUAGAAUAUGUUAUUGCAUAGGUUGUAAUUCAACCUUCGUGAAUCUUAACGAUUUUAUAGAUUGUAUAUGUUAACGUAAAAUUGUAAACACCGUUAAAUUGUAAUCUAUCUCGCGAGAUUAUAAACUGUCGAAAGAUUGUGAACCUCGGCUUACUGCUUACAAUUUAACGUAUUAUUAU